Messenger RNA from Microstroma glucosiphilum, 3655 nucleotides. RefSeq names its product subtilisin-like protein. Gene Ontology annotation, biological process: proteolysis. The record is from RefSeq and is a predicted model, not a curated record. Bases 264 to 3413 code for a protein of 1049 amino acids. The transcript has 7 exons. Lineage: Eukaryota; Fungi; Basidiomycota; Exobasidiomycetes; Microstromatales; Microstromataceae. Gene Ontology annotation, molecular function: serine-type endopeptidase activity.
CAGAUGUAUUCCCUCCAUGAGCGGAAGUUCAUGCGAAAGCGGAAAGGAGAGCGGGGGUGGAGGCAUGGUGAAGCCCAAGCCGGCGGUCCAGCGAAUAGGCACAUAUCCAUUCACCAGGGGUAGUCUCAACUCGAUUACUCUCUUCCUCGGUGGCCAAGGUACGAUGACCUGCCAGGCCCCGGAACAAGAUCUGCCGAGGUACUUUGUUCCGUCGGCGAGGGGCGCACCGAGGGCGAAUUCAUGAGGGGCUAGAUUCAGGGCAGAUGCAAGGUUCGAGAACCCCCGAGUCAGGGCUACCGCUAAUCACGGCAGGGUUCGUUCGGGGAGCGAGUGAGGCUGCUUUGGUCUCGAGAAGUAUAAGGUCCCUGUCAUUGCCAGUCAAGGGUAGGGUGAAGCUCGCUCCUCUCCGUUACCCCCUCCUUCCCUUCAUGCUUGGCAAGAUGCAAUGGCGACAGCUCGCAGCUUGGACAGCGGCUUUAACUCUGCUCCUUUUUACGGUAGCCGUUGAGGGCAAGAGUCUUAGGGGCGUGGAGGUGCAAGAUCAAAGCCCUCAGUACGUACCCAAUAGCUUCAUCGUUCAAUUUGACCCUGAUCAAGUCGCCGCAAAUGCCUGGGAGGAUGCACUCUCCGCAUAUGUGGCUGAUGUGUCACACAGACUGUCCAUGGAGAUCAUCGUUACCCACACCUAUGAAUCGCCGGAGAUCCAUCUAGGAGCGGCGAUACAAUUGCAGCCUGCCUCAAAGACCACCAUGGACUGGUCCCUUUCGGACGCUGGUCGAAGGGAGAUCAUACAUGCUCUCAAAAGCUCUCCUGCAGUACAGCGAGUGACGAAGAAUCAGUACUUACAGCCUCCGGCAAGCGUGCACGACCGAGGCUCCUCUAUCGGUGCUGGCGAAAGCAACUUACAGCAAGCUGCACUCGACCGACUCGAGCAGCCUAAAGCCCGAGCUCACGCUCGCGACCUUGGCAAGGGAACUCACAGCAGCAUCGACGCAUCCCAUGCAAUGCACGCCAUGAUGGGCGUUGAUCUCCAGCACAAGAGAGGAAACCUCGGCAAAGGUGUCACUGUGUGCGUCGUCGACGGCAUCGUCGAUUUUUCCCAUCCAGUACUCAACGGUGGUAGACCUGCAGGUGUUGACUGUAUGGGCGGUGAUUGUCCCGUACAGGGCGGCUAUGACUAUGUAGGCCCAGACUUCGACUUGGUCCAUCGCCACCCUGGUCCUCCAAAGAGCAAGAAUGCUUGUGGCCAUGCAACCCAAGUAGCAAGCAUCGUAGCAGGUCGAGAUCCAGACGGGCGAAUUUUAGGCAUUGCGCCCGAUGCCAAGCUGCGCACAUAUGGCGUCUUUUCCUGUUCCUUCAAAUCCUUCAACACUUCUUCAGGGGGCACCACUGUAGCAGAUGCUUUCGACAUCUACGACCGCGCCUACAAGGAUAAGUGCGACGUCCUCUGCGGGCCUCUGAGCGCCACAAGAGGCUGGCAAGAAGCCGACACGCUGGUCGCCUCCCGCCUUGCUCAACAGGGAGUCACUCUGGUAUACUCUGCUGCCAAUAAUGGGGACAGUGGACCUUUCUUGAUGGGAUCACCCGCUCUAGGCGAGGAGGUCAUUGCAGUAGGAUCAGUCUCGAACGCGAUUCUUCCUGGUUGGGCAUUGGCGAUUGAUCCUCCUCUUCCUGAUGGCACUUCGACCCUCAGGGUGUUCACUGACACGAGCUGGAAUUACAAUCGUACCGUGCCCAAAUUGCCCAUUCGCUUCAGCAAAGCUGCGUUGGCAGACCCCGACAUCAAGGACGAAGGCUGCUCACCACUUGGCGACGACGUUGUAGGCGGUGAGGACUAUAUCCUUGUCGUUUUUCAGGCCUCCGCUUGUGGGUUCCAGAAGCAGAUCGACAACAUCGCUGACAAGGAUGUGAAGUAUCUUCUCAGGAUAGUGUCGAAAGACUUCUUCCUGGUCUCGUACCCGACGGAGGUCAAAGGCACUCACAACAACGCAACGGUGACGAUGGCAAUGCUACCUACAGACAUGGGAUUGGCUCUCUACGAGGCCUACAAGAAGAAUCCUUCCAUCCAAGCAACUUUCUCUCCCGGAGGCGCCUUUGACGUAUUGACCGACUACCCUCAUCCCAGCGCAGGACUGAUGAGCUACUUCUCAUCAUGGGGCCCAGACAACGAGCUCAAGCUCGUCAAGCCAGACGUAGUGGGGAUUGGGAGUGAUACGCUGGGAGCUGUUCCUCUCCCUGUGAGAUAUGCAAUCACGGCUGGUAAUUCCUUCUCUACACCUACCGUAUCGGGCGCUGUGGCUCUGUACAAGUCGGUACACGGUCGUAACGUCUCGAGCGCCUCAGUCCGAAGAGCCUUGAAGCAUACAGCAACGCGAGUCAAGCGAAGAGACGGUGGCGGUGAUGAGAGCCUCUUCUGGGCUGGCGCUGGACUCGUCAAUAUCACUGCCGCCAUUGACCUCACGACCGAGGCAGACCCAAUCGAUUUCAACUUUGGUGCAAGUCCCAUCACUGAGUACCACAAGCAGCUCAUCAUCAGAAAUGUGGGCACAAAGAAGCAGAGCUAUAACGUCGCGCAUAUCCCUGCGCAAGCGGUGUACCUUCUUGAGGAAGGGGCGCCUGAGAAGAGACUCACGGUCAAUUCGUCGAUGAUCAGUGCCAUCCCUCAGAACGCGGAUGCGACGGCGACGAUGUCCUUGUACCAGAAUGUCUUUGAUCUAGAGCCCGGCAAGACCUACAAUUUCGAAUUCCGUAUCGACCCACCUCCCGACCAUCCACGGAUCAUCAUGUACUCCGGUCGCAUCUCCGUCGUCUGCCUCAACGACCCGAGCGGAACGGCCAACGUCCCCUAUACUGGCAUGGCAGGCUCGCUGCGAACCAUUCCUUCACUAGUGACCGGAGCAAACCCAUUCUCAACGAAGCUCCCUGCUCUGUUUGAGCCGGGGAACAAGGAACAGAUCAGGAAUGACUCGACCGUCUGGGCAUUGGACCCGGAGGACCCAACAUCUAGUCCGAACCUGGUGUACAUGACGCAGACGCCCACCGAGAGGCUCGUAAUCGAUAUCGUCGACGCGGACAUCGAUUUUCAAGCUACAAUCCCUAUUGUGGACGAUGCAGAGUGCUGCAAUUCCACACUGCCCACCGAGGGGCCAGAGCGAAGAGACUUGGCGUCCCUCGCGCUGCGCGAGGAUGGUGCAAACAUUACGGUCCCGGAGACGACUUCGGGAAAGGUGACAGGGAUGCGCUGGACCAAGUUCGACGAGGUGCCCAUCGUAGGCCGAAUGACCGACGAUGACAUUACGGGGCGCGACCAAUACUCGAAUACGCUCCUGCCAGGUGGAAGUUUCCAGACCUGGCCACUGGUACGUCUUGCUUUAUCCUAUUGUACCUCGUCACCUCUAGAUCCCCCCUUCUAAUCAUCUCUCUCUGUCCCCAUCGACUCCACCAAAUAGACUGCCACGCUGGACCUUCCUCCUCUCCAACCCAAAGGCGAUCCCAGCUCCACCACUCCCUCCUCCACCCCCUUCUCCCUCCCCGAAGGACGCUACCGCGUGCUGCUCCGUGCGCACAGGUUCCGUGGAGGACCUCUGGACGAGAUGAGCGAGUAUGACUCGUACUUGUCGAGGGUGUGGGAGUAUAGGAAGAAGCGAGAGGAGGG